AUGCUCCUUAAGGCUAAAGCACGACAAAGUCUUACCCUGUUUUACAGGAAUUUGACGCUCAUCGUUUUCACCCAUUUUAACUGGAGACGUCGUUCGCCCACCAGAAGACCAAUUCAAUGCUGCCUCAUAUCGACACACUGCAUAAUUCUUCCCCACAAUGACAAAUUCCCUGGGUUGGACAAUCGACUCCUUCUUUCUGGAUUGACGUUGCAUCGAAAACUUCACCCACUCCUCCCCGUCUGCAUUCAACGCCUCAAAGGCAAAGAAAUUAAUACAUUGCUGGCAAGGGCAUGUAGCUGCCAACUGUUGUUGCAUCGUUGCUUGAUUCGUCCACUCUUGCCAGCAGGUGCGGAUGUGGAGAGGAGAGGACACUUAAACCAAUUCGAUGGACGACCUAUUCUCUCCUCUAUGAGAGCAUUUAACUGAUGGACUAAUUCGCUAACCAAGAGGUCAAUGCUCUGCAAUGAAGCUAGCAGCAUUUUUCGUUCAAUCACGGGAGGCAACUGAGCAGACGUAUUAACACAUAGCCAAGGAAGAAGGGUGUGGGAGAAAAAGCCAGGCAUGCGAAUAGAAUCCGCAUGUACGAAGUAAGUAGAGGAUGAGGAGUCAGCCUUUGUUAUCGGUUCAUAGGACACGUCAGAAGAGCGACUCUUGAAUACUGGGACUUCAAUUGAACAAGCCGGGAGGCCGAGCACAAAGUACUCCAUAAUAAGGUCGUAAAGGGCAUUUUGCACUGCCGCGUAAAGUUUCUCAAUGAGGAGCUUUAAAUCAACAUCACCACGUUCCCAGAGCCGCAGGCGCAUAGCUAGACGAUCUGGAGAUGAUGAUACGGUGUCGUAAGAAAGCUGAAUAUCCGUCAGACAUUCCAUCAACUCGGAUACACUAGCAAUCCCUACUGCGUUUUCGCCAUUUUCCCGACGACGUAGCCACUCUUGGAGGCUGAGACACGAAGUGAUACAGAAGGGGUCCAAAGUGUUUGCCUGAAGGAGAUCAAUCACAGCUGUCACUAGACCAAAUUUAGCUGCGCCAGCACCUCUUCGAUGGUGGUAAAGCAUCACCUCGACACGGCCGAAACGUUUUCGAAGACAAGGGAGAACUUCUCUCUCAGGUUUUGCAGCAGUCAUGAAGGUUAGAAGAUUCUGUUUUAGGUACUGACAGAAGGGGAAGAUCAAUGUUCCUCUAGGAACAUGUGGAACCUUCGAAGAAUCCGUAAGAAAUCGCGGAAGCUUAAAAAACAACUGAUGUCGAGGUUGAUGUCCCCGGCGAGUGAAAAGGAAGUUAAAAUCAUGAGACGCGAAGCGGAAGAGAACAGUCCGAGAUAAGACCUGCUGAAGACAUUCAAGGACAAUUUUAUCCAAGAGCGAUUGAAGGAGGGUUCUAACAAAGUUGCAAAAAUGUCGACUGGGUGAAGAUAUUCCAUGCAGCGUGGCUUGCAAUUGGAUUCGGUUUAGACUGCUAGAACAAGUGCUUAGAAAGAGUGGAAGACUUUCUCGUCGGGGUUGAUUAGCAGGAGAGAUUCUACGAGAAGUCUCAAGGGCAGGACUCGAUUCGAGGGGCACCUCACGUAGAAGCAUGUAGAAGAUGCGUGGAAGCAAGCUUCUGCGACUAAUGGGGUUCAUGGCGUCUAAAGCAGGCUCCGAGUCAUCAAAAACAAACAUAUUUUUCCGGUUCAUCACUGCAAAGUUCUCUAAUAAGCGCCGAAGUUCUGGAAGUACCUGAUUUCCACGUUCUCCAGCGAUGACCGCACGAGGAGACACUUCCAUACUGAAAACGAAUUUGGGAGAGCAUGCCAACGAUCCAGGUGGAUAGGGAUCUGCUAGUGCGGAGGCUGUUUCAUUAGGAAGAGAUUUUUUUCGAAGGGCGCCUUCGACUACCGGUCGGAUCUCAGUGUUAUCGGAAUCUGUUGCUGAGGAAGCGACAUUGCGACUAUGGGCAUGAGACGUUGCCAGAGGCUUCCGUUUGAAAGAUGCAGACGUUUGCAGAUGGCGCGGUGGUCGUUGCAGUGGCUCCAGAGGCUCGGGAAGGAGAGCAGGAUCACAAAGACGAUCGAGAACAAGUUGAUCGAGAAGAAGAGACUGACUAACCAACCGUAAAAUUGAUCGAACGUCAUCCAGAGCGCGACGGAAAACCACGCAAUGCGGGCAAGCGUCUUCGACAACCGAGGGUUCAUGGUGGGUAUCGGAAUGAUGAAAGAAGGCUUGGAUGGACGCGCUGCCAACACGGAAGAUAAGCCAAAAGGCAGGGAGGCUGGGGCCGCUUAUUUGGUGGAUGAGUUCGAGGGAAUCUUGAGGAGGAAAUUGAGAUGGCAGAGGGAAGCGAAUGUCAUUUUCAGCGUCAGUGGUAGAAGUAGGAAAGGUUGGUUGGUGCUCCAACGAAGCAAAUGAUGAGACAUGGGUCUUUGAAGUGAGAGACUCAAACUCUGCGCUGUCAUCACUUGCCUCAACCUUGAGAUCUAAUGACAAAAGCGAUAAAAGGGAAAGCAUUGAUAAACUUAGGUUUACUUGGAUUAACAAAACGAAAUCUUAG
Molecule: messenger RNA, 2526 nt
Organism: Hydatigera taeniaeformis
Lineage: Eukaryota; Metazoa; Platyhelminthes; Cestoda; Cyclophyllidea; Taeniidae
Source: the annotation of a GenBank genome assembly